Messenger RNA from Lodderomyces margitis, 642 nucleotides. Its product is annotated as ureidoglycolate hydrolase. Lineage: Eukaryota; Fungi; Ascomycota; Pichiomycetes; Serinales; Debaryomycetaceae. Gene Ontology annotation, molecular function: ureidoglycolate hydrolase activity; ureidoglycolate lyase activity. Bases 1 to 642 code for a protein of 213 amino acids. Gene Ontology annotation, biological process: allantoin catabolic process. The transcript has a single exon. The record is from RefSeq and is a predicted model, not a curated record.
AUGGCCCUUAAAACUUUUCAGUUGGAUAACAAGCAACAAAUUGUUGCUACACCAUUAACUCCUCAGGCAUUUGCACCCUACGGUGGUGUCAUUAGUGCAGAUCAUCAAUUUCAAAAUGUCCAGAAAUCAGAAGCAAACUACGGUACAGCUAUAAAGUUACAUAAAGUGGCUCCAGUUGUCAAUAAUUUUCACAACUCACCUAGUGGUGCCAAAGAAACGGCUAACUGGAACAUCUUUCGGUGUACUGCACCAAAACAUUUAAUCAAGCACGGUGGAUCAAAAGCCGUUUAUUUAUCGAAGGUUUUGGAAAGACAUCCAUUUAGCACCCAAACAUUUGUACCUAUGGGGCAGGAUAAGGCGAAAUUAUCCUAUUUGGUCAUUGUGGCUAAAACUGACGAAUCAACUUCUGAGCAGUUACCAAACCCCUCUCAAAUCAAGGCUUUUAUAUGCAAAGGAAACCAAUCUAUCACAUACGGUGCAGGAAUAUGGCAUGCACCAAUGGUUGUGAUUGACGAGACUAUCCCCCACUUGGAUUUUGCAGUUUUUAUACACGAGAAUGGUGUCGCAGAUGAAGAUUGUCAAGAGUGCUAUUUCAAUCCCGGCUACAACGUUGAGUACACAUUAGAUUCAUCAAAAUUAUAA